Trichomonas vaginalis G3 is the source of this 2295-nucleotide messenger RNA. RefSeq names its product spectrin binding. Lineage: Eukaryota; Parabasalia; Trichomonadida; Trichomonadidae. The annotation marks the transcript as partial. The transcript has a single exon. The record is from RefSeq and is a predicted model, not a curated record. Gene Ontology annotation, molecular function: protein binding.
AUGGAGUGGAGCUUACAUGCAAAAUUCAUCAAGAACGCUGCAUAUUUAAAUCAUUUGGAUGAAAUUUAUAAACAAUUUUCAAAGCAUUUAGACAUUUUACAAAGGAUUAAUUUUUUUUAUUACAAAUCUGAUCCAACUAUCAAAAGAUAUGAAUUAGAUUCAAAUGAACUCCCAGAAUUCUUAAGAUUAUUCCCGGAAAAAGAGGAUCCUCAAGCUUAUAUUAAUUAUUGUCAAGAAAAUGGAAUUAUUCAUAGCUUUGACAUUUAUAAUUAUUCUUCAUCUAAAAAAAUUGUAGUUAGUCGUAUGAAAUUACAUAUUGAUUUAUCUGAUCUCGAUAUAAAAGAAAGUUUUAAUUCAUUUGUUGUAAUUCAUACUAUUUUUCUUUAUUACGGCAGUAUAAAGAAUGCAUUAUUUUCAUUUCACGAAAUUGAUGUUAAAUAUCAGCCAAUUAUCAUUGAUGAAAUUAAAAACAAUAAUUUAAUCAAAGAUGCCAAUUUGAAAAAGGGAUCAAAAACACUCUUGAUAUAUGCAUGUGAAAAUAACUUUACAGAAUUGGCAAUGGCGUUACUUGAAUUACCUGCUGAUUACAAAAUAAAAGAUGAACUUGGAAACACAUCUAUUUAUUAUUGUAUUAAGAAUUCUAAUUCUUUAUUAGUUCAAAAUCAUUUUCAAUAUAGUAUUUACUUACUUGAUCAAAACAAUAGUGUAUCAUUUCCACUUGACUUAGCUCUUAAAUCAUCUGAUGAAUUGAUUAAAACACAAGUCUGUAAAUAUUUCUUUCAUCAUAAAUGGAAUAUUAAUGAUGAAGGUGAAAAAAUGAAACAAUACUUUAAAAAAGCCAGCGAUGAAAUCAAAGUUGAGUUAAUACACAAAUCAAUUGAAAUUUUCAAUUCUCAGUAUUAUUCAUUCUUUUUCGAAAAUGUUGAUGAUCAAUUUAUUGACAAAUAUGAUUUACUUACUUAUGCAUAUGUAAAUAUCGUAAAACCAAAUGAAUCAGAAGGUCAAAUUUAUGCUUUAUUGUAUCAAUUGUUGAUAAGAAAUGUAAGUAUAUCGAAAUUGACAGAAGCAAUUAUUGAAAGAAAAGAUGUUUCAUUCUUCAAGUUCUUAUUCUCAAAUAAUGAUAAAAGUAAAAGAAAAAUUAGCGAUAUUAUUUUCAGUAAUGGAAAAACUUUAAGAGCAGUUUUGAGCGACCUUGCGUCAGAAGACAAAUGUUACAAAGAAAUGCUUGAUAGCAUUACUUCUAAUUUCAAAAUAACAGUCAGUACAUGGGAAAUUAUUGAAUAUCAAAUGGCGACGUUUAGAACUCUUUUUGAAGGUGAUCAAAAUCUAAUAUAUCAAGAGUUUAUCUCCGAACCAAUGUUAUUUGUGAUUUUCAAUUUUUUAAAAUCAAUUUAUGAUGGAAACACAUCUCAAGUCCUAUAUUGUAUUAAUAAUGGUAUGGAUGUUAAUAUUGUUUUUGAUGGUAUUCAUCCAAUAAUGCUUUGUAAUGACCUAGAAAUGCUAAAAUUAUUGAUAGAAAAAGGCUCAAAUUUUGCUCAAAAAAUUUCCUUAACUGUUAGUCCAUCCACAGUUUUGGGAAUGGAAUGGUUUAAUCCAGAACACAUUAUUGAUUCAGAGUCAAAUUAUUAUGUCGAAUAUUAUCCAGUUCAUGCUAUUGUUCGAUAUUGUAAUCAUGAAAUGUUGAAUUACUGUGUUUCUUGUGGAUUGAAACUCAAUAUUCUUGAUUCUCAAAAUAACACUUUAAUGCAUCAUGCAGCUGUUAGAGAUUCGAAAAUCGAUCCAAAUGCAAGUAUGAUCAAAUACCUUUUUAAAAAGAAAUUAAGUAUUAAAACAGAAAAUAUUGAUGGCAUUCUCCCCAUCCACUUUGCUCUGAUAAAAAACCCUGCAGCUGCAAAAUUCUUAAUCGAAAAUAGAGCUGAUCUUGGGGCAAAAGAUAGAUAUGGAGAGAUCCCUCUUCAUUAUGCAGUUGCAUACAGUACACCAGAAAUUGUUGACCUUUUAUUAAGCAAAAAAAGAAAUUAUGAUAUUUGUAAUAAUAAUUUACAAUAUCCAAUCAACGCGAUUAAAUAUCAAACAAAUACAAGAACGAUUAUUCAAAUCCUUCAAGUAUUCGUUAACCAUGGUGCCUCAUUAGAUCUUCCAUCAUAUUAUGAUGGAGAUACAAUAAUAUUUAAAUAUUUAAAGAAUUACGAAGUUUUAAGGUUCUUAAUCGAUAAUGGUGCCGAUCUAAAUCAUACUAAUUAUAAAGUUGGAACACCAUUGUCAGAAUGCAUAAUUACCGAUAAUUACGUUGGA